GAAUGGUGUGCUGUGACAGGGGGAAUAUCAAGUAAUUGACGGAGCUUGCUUUUAAUUGGAGUUAUCUGUGAUGCAAGUAGAGCUAUAGCAGUAGUACCUUGGGGGAAGCAGAGCACAAGCAAUGGUUGGGGGCCGAGGCUCUUUUCUUGGCACAACAACUCUCAUUAAAUUCCACCAACGUUACUCCGAUCUCCGCGUCCGCCGUGGAAUCUCCCUCCCAAACCGAUCCUUCCUUCCAUUGUUGGACCUCAAUUUGUCUGGGUUAAGGGGAAAAGGCGCCAAUCAUGGAAUUCCUGUCGAAGCAUACAACUUGUCUGUCUAAUCUGGAGCUUAACCUUGCUCCCGGAUGGCAGACUGUCAGCGCGUAUUUCCUUCUUGCAGCAGGAAGCUUGUUUGUCGCCUCUAGAGCUUUGACUUUUGUCAGAGUUCUUCUCAGCCUGUUUGUUCUUCCUGGAAAGUCACUUCGCACUUUCGGCCCCAAGGGUAGCUGGGCCGUGGUCACAGGUGCCUCCGAUGGUUUGGGCAAAGAAUUCUCGCUCCAACUUGCUCGUGCUGGCUUCAACAUCGUUCUCGUCUCCCGGACUGCCUCGAAGCUGACUACGUUGUCCGAUGAGAUCACCUCCAAGUACGCCUCCGUCCAGACCAAAACCCUGGCUAUGGACUUUGCUCGCAACGAAGAUAGCGACUAUGAGAAGCUGAAGGCCCUGGUGGAUGAGCUGGACGUAGCCAUUCUAGUAAACAAUGUUGGAAAGAGCCACGACAUCCCCACUCCUUUUGCAUUGACUUCUCAGGAGGAGAUGACGGACAUCAUAACCAUCAACUGCAUGGGAACCCUGCGUGCUACUCAGUUGAUUGUGCCGGGAAUGAUGCAGCGCAAACGUGGGUUGAUCCUGACAAUGGGAUCCUUUGGUGGCCUUCUCCCAACUCCUCUUCUUGCCACCUACUCCGGUAGCAAGGCCUUCCUGCAGCAGUGGUCGACGGCUCUUGGCUCGGAACUUGAGCAGCACGGUAUCACCGUUGAGCUCGUACAGGCAUACCUCAUCACCUCUGCUAUGUCAAAGAUUCGCCGGGCCAGCGCUACAAUCCCGGACCCCCGGUCGUUCGUCAAGUCGGUAUUGUCCAAGAUUGGCCGCAAUGGUGGAUCUCCAUUCUACGCUUACAGCUCGUCGCCCUACUGGAGCCAUGGAUUGAUGGCUUACUUCUUAACUUGUAUCGCUGGAACCAUGGGGAAGUUCGUUACUUCUAAGAAUCGGGGAAUGCACGAGUCAAUCCGGAAGCGAGCUCUGCGCAAGGCCGAGCGCGAGAAGGCGAAGAAGAGCACCUAGGUGAAGGUUAAUUCGUUGAACGAGAUUGAGCGCUGAAUGAUCUUGGGUGAAGGGACUGUAA
Aspergillus pseudotamarii is the source of this 1386-nucleotide messenger RNA. Its product is annotated as ketoreductase. Gene Ontology annotation, biological process: fatty acid elongation. The record is from RefSeq and is a predicted model, not a curated record. Gene Ontology annotation, molecular function: ketoreductase activity. The coding region runs from base 285 to 1325 and encodes 346 amino acids. Gene Ontology annotation, cellular component: endoplasmic reticulum. The transcript is spliced from 3 exons. NCBI's taxonomy places the organism in Eukaryota, Fungi, Ascomycota, Eurotiomycetes, Eurotiales, Aspergillaceae.